This is a messenger RNA of Equus quagga, 808 nucleotides long. RefSeq names its product psoriasis susceptibility 1 candidate 2 (gene PSORS1C2). The record is from RefSeq and is a predicted model, not a curated record. Lineage: Eukaryota; Metazoa; Chordata; Mammalia; Perissodactyla; Equidae. Bases 54 to 464 code for a protein of 136 amino acids. The transcript has 2 exons.
CACAGGCACCCAGACUCAUCCCACCCCCGACUUUGGGGGUUCAGGAGAUAGCCAUGAUGCUCAACUGGAAGCUACUGGGGAUCCUGGUCCUUUGCCUGUAUGCCGGAGGCAUCUCGGGCAGCGGAGACCACCCCUCUCCCCCACACACAGAGGCCCGAGAGGAGGAGGGCUCCCCACCAUUGCCUCGGGGCCCCCCAAUCCCUGGUGACCCCUGGCCAGGGGUACCCCCUGUCUUUGAGGACCCUCCACCUCCAGGCCCUAAUCGUCCCUGGAGAGACCUGCCUGCAUCUGGAGUCUGGCCUCCUGAGCCCCCCACAACCGAUCCCCCUCAACCUCCCCGGCCUGACGACCCCUGGCCGGCAGGACCCCAGCCUCCAGAAAACCCCUGGCCGCCUGCCCCUGAGGUGGACCACAGAUCUCAGGAGGAGCCAGACCUUGACCCACCCCGGGAAGAGUACAGAUAACGCGAUCCCCCAGAGGCGUCCUGGGCCUCCAGACAGAGUGCCCUCUUCUCUUCUCCCCAGUUUAGCCUAACUCCUUAUUCCCUUCCUCAUUCCUUCAGUUUUAUUCUGAACCCUGAAGGUGUCAUUCCCAAUGUUUUCUGAGAUCCGUACUCCCUAUGGAUCCAUAUGGAUCCCUCGAGAUCCACAUUCAGCCCCUACAUUUCCCCUCCUUUUCGCUCUGACAGCCGAAGCACACACCCCUACCUCGUGUUCUCUGCUGCCACCUGGUGGUCUGCAGUGGGAACUAUCAGGAGACAGUGAUGGUGGGUCCAAGAAAUGGAAAAAUAAAAACCACGUUUUCUUAA